Anarrhichthys ocellatus (wolf-eel) is the source of this 2416-nucleotide messenger RNA. It is a transcript of the gene tti2, whose product is annotated as TELO2 interacting protein 2. Gene Ontology annotation, cellular component: cytosol; TTT Hsp90 cochaperone complex; nucleus. The transcript is spliced from 9 exons. The record is from RefSeq and is a predicted model, not a curated record. Lineage: Eukaryota; Metazoa; Chordata; Actinopteri; Perciformes; Anarhichadidae. Bases 287 to 1822 code for a protein of 511 amino acids.
AUAUUUAAAUAAAGUGAUUGGCUGCUGACUCCUCUUAAAGGGCCGGUAAUGGAUGCAAAUGAUCAAAGACUUUAUCAGUAAAAGUCUGUUGCAGACCUCAAACUAACAUCUGUAGAAAAGUGUGAUCUUAUUAUUUAUGAUUAUUAUUUGUGAUUAUUGGAUCUUUUCUGUCUCUGUUUUAAGUAAAGCGAUCAGAGUUUUAUUGAGUAGAAAGUGAUCAAUAACUCAUUUCUCUCUCUCCAUCAUCUCAUCUCUCUUCCUUCCCUCUCUCCUCGUCCCCUUCAGUAUGGAGCUUUCAUCUCUACUUCAUGACUUUCAUCUCUCCUCCUCCUCAGAGAAGCCCCUCCCCUGUUCUUCCCUUCCUCCAAUCACAGAACUCCUGUCUCGGCUGCAGGAGAAGCUGAUUGGAGCGUCCUCCGACUCAGAAACAAGCUCUCUGAUUGGCCGUGUGGAGCGGCUCUUCCAAACAGCAGAUCCAUGUUGGCUGUUCUCAGCCAAUGGCGAUGAGGAAUGGGCGGAGCUUCAGGCGGCGUACGGCGCUCUGGUCGGCGCUCUGAUUGGCUGUGCUGCUCUGCCGCCGUGUGAGGACGACUGCGGCUCUCUGCCGGCCUCGGUCUAUCAGAGCAUCCCGGGCAGAGCCGGACCGGUAUGCUCCGCCCUCGCAGCGCUGCUAAGAACUGUGGGAAACGCAGGCUGUCCGACUGGUCUGCUGCUGGCUGUGGCUGCUCCUGUGUGUGUGUUCGCUGUCACUCACUUCCAGGAUCAGGUCUGGACCAGCUCCUCCUCCAGAGCGGCGGCUCAGAGCCUGCAGGAAGUGCUGCUGAGGGCGGGGGGGUGGAGAGACUCCUCCCACCUCCUGAUGGGGGACAAGAGGAGGGAGGAGCAAGGGGGGGAGGAGGGAAGGAGGAGCAGAGGACUUCUGGGAGGAAUCCUGGACGUCCUGCAGCCUCAACUGACCAAGGACUCGUGGCAGCGCUGUGAAGCAGUGAAGUUGGUGUUUUCGUGGACGCUCCUGCAGGUGACUCGGCCCUCUCUCUCCCCUCACCUGUCCCACCUCCUCCCCCCCUCCCUCCUCCUCAACGACCACUACAGACCAGAGAACUGCAUCCUCGGAGUUCGCUGCCUGCACCACAUUGUGCUCAACACGCCUGCUGCAGAUCUGCGUCUGUUCAACAGAGCAGAAGUUCUCUACCAGGCUUUAUUCAAACACCUGUACACCUCAGAGACUGCUGUGAUACAGCCAGCCCUGUCCUGUCUCUUGGACCUGUUGGUGGUCUUGGAAAAGCCCCCCUUGUCUCUCGGCCCCUCCUCCUCCCGCAGGACGUCCUGUCGCCAUGAUGACGUGCUGCGAUUGGUCCUGACUCACAUGGAGGCGGAGCAAAAGGUGGCGCUGCGGCGCGUCUACGCCUCUGCCCUCCCUCUGUACAUAGACAGGAUGGGCGUGGCCGUGUGCAGACACCUGAGACAGGUGGAGCGGGUGGUGCUGGGAUACCUGGAGGUCAGAGACCCACCUGAGGAGACGAGUCGACUCAACAUCCUGGAGGUCCUGAAGAUAACCACCAGAGAAGCCUGGCCACGGAUGGCGUGUCGUGUUGACGUGUUGCUGCGUUGCCUCUUGAAGUUGCUGGUUGCCGUGUCCUCAGACAGUGGUCUCAGUGUCUCAGUGAGACAGACGCUGAUGAAUCAAACGUGUCUCUGUCUCAAACUGCUGGACGGCUGUUGCCAUGGAGACGUGCAGCGUCUCCUCCAGCAGGUGGACAGCAGCUGCUGCAGCUCUGAGGUGCUCAGCUGCCUAGCAACAGUAACCGUGACGAACAGCUGAAGAUCAAACAAACAGGAAGUGGAGACGAUGAUGUCGGGACUAUUUUCAGCGGCGGAUGAAGAUCUGACACGUGAACCAGGAUUCAUCCACUGUGUACAAAUAUGUGCGCUGGCCCUUUAAAUGUGCAGCGCGUCCACCUGAUUAUUUCAUGUAUAAUAUUCACACACACACACACACACACAACCGCAGACACACUGUACCUCAGAGAAAAGUUACUAUUCAGCUGUUUUAUUGAUCAAUAAAACAGAACCCUGAGUUUGAUUAUUGAUAAAAGAGGUUUAAACUGUGAUUAGAUCAGCUGAUGUUUAACUGCUUUUAUUGUGAAAGUCUGAAACAGGAAGCUGUUUAGUUCUCCGUCUACCAAAGUAAAUAUAAUCUGUUAGUGAAGACGCUUUCUACAAAAUAAAAGACACUCUUAAUUUAACAUCAGUAUUCAUAAUUACACUUCAUGUUCACUUCUCCUGAUCUUUACCUCCUAUAACAAGGUCCAUAGGGGCAAUAAAUACACGUUCUAUUAUAUUUAAGUAGUGCUGGGCAAGUUAACGCGAUAAUAACGCGUUAACGCAGUUUAAUUAUUUGUAAAGCCCGUUGCUC